Oryzias melastigma (Indian medaka) is the source of this 4801-nucleotide messenger RNA. RefSeq names its product bromodomain and PHD finger containing, 3b (gene brpf3b). Lineage: Eukaryota; Metazoa; Chordata; Actinopteri; Beloniformes; Adrianichthyidae. The transcript has 13 exons. Bases 422 to 4114 code for a protein of 1230 amino acids. The record is from RefSeq and is a predicted model, not a curated record. Gene Ontology annotation, biological process: regulation of transcription by RNA polymerase II. Gene Ontology annotation, cellular component: MOZ/MORF histone acetyltransferase complex. Gene Ontology annotation, molecular function: protein binding.
AACCUUCCAGGCCAAAGUCAACAGUAUUUUAUUUUAUAAUCCACAGCCGGAAGUUGUAGUUUAUUUUGGCUUGUGAAGCGCAAAUCCCCAAACAGCUAGCUAACUAGCUGAAAAGCUAGCAUAUCUCUAACAAAAUUACUUCGUCAAGAACCGCUUUCCUCCCGUGAUAUUGUAGACAUAGCAUUAAUGAAUUCAGUGUGUCCGGAGGAGCCGCUGUCUGCCUCUAAAGCGCCGAACUGUGAGGAAACUGAAGUGCUGAGUUCUGACGAAAUCUACCGGCUGGAGGAGCAAACUAAGACGGGCUAGCGGUAGCUGUUAGCCCCGAGAGGGGAGCGGAGGCGCCGGGAUCGGCGACCAUUUCUGUGAGAGCGGCUCCGAGCGCCGGCUGUCAGUCGGUGGGAAGGAGUGGGAUCAGCAGCCUAUGAGGAAACCACGUCAGAAAGGCCAGGUGGGCCCAGGAGGUGAAGCAGAUGUUAGGUCCAAUGGAGCGAUUGCUGGGAGAGGGGCUGGCCGCCAGCGAUCCCCUUCUCCUUAUAGCCUUAAAGCCUCUCCCACCCGAGAGACUCUUUCUUAUGCUCAGGCUCAGAAAGUGGUGGAGGUGGAAUUGGACGGAAGGCUCCACCGUAUUUCCGUCGUGGAGCCUUUGGAGGUCAUCACGGAGGAUGAAAUGAUGGCUCAGGACAUCAGUGAGUGCAACAGCAACAAAGAGAACAGCGAGCAGUCAUCAUCCCCCACCAGCAGUGCCCAAACACCCCGCAAACGCAUCAUACCAAGAGGUCGAAAGAAAGACUCCAAAUGUUUCUCCAUCAGGUCAACACAGCCCUCCAAGAACCACUGCCCCGGUGCUCGGCCACUGUCUUCAGAAAAGCUAAAUUCAUCACACGGUAACCAUGUGACUCUCCCAGAACCUAAGUUCAGCGUCCAGGAGACAUUCACGCCUGUCGAAGCUCCUCCUCUACCAGCAGCAUACUACCGUUACAUCGAACCCUCCAGUGAGGAGCAUGAAGGAAAGGCAGAAUAUGACAUGGAUGAGGAAGACACCGCCUGGCUGGAGAUGGUCAAUGCUGGCCGGACAUCCGACGGUUCCUCGGCUGUCUCCCCGGACACCUUUGAGCUUCUGAUAGAUCAGCUGGAGGAAGAAGCGUACCGUGAAGCCCGCAGCCGGGCGCCAUCUCAGAGCUCUAUUGAUGACGAUGCCUUCUGCUGUGUGUGCCUGGACGAUGAAUGUCUCAACAGUAAUGUCAUUCUCUUCUGUGACUCCUGUAACCUGGCUGUGCACCAGGAGUGUUAUGGGGUCCCCUACAUCCCCGAGGGCCAGUGGCUGUGCCGCUGCUGUCUGCAGUCUCCUCAGAAACCAGUUGACUGUGUUUUGUGUCCAAAUCGCGGCGGCGCCUUUAAGCAAACCAGCGAUGGUCGAUGGGCACACGUGGUCUGUGCUAUAUGGAUACCUGAGGUCUGUUUUGCCAACACGGUAUUUCUGGAGCCAGUAGAAGGAGUGAGUAAUAUUCCCCCAGCGCGCUGGAAACUGACCUGUUACCUGUGCAAGCAGAAAGGCCGCGGCGCAUCUAUUCAGUGUCACAAGGCCAACUGCUACACAGCGUUUCACGUGACGUGUGCUCAGCGCGCUGGCUUGUUCAUGAAGAUCGAGCCGGUGAGAGAAACAAACGUCAACGGAACGACAUUCUCUGUGAAGAAGACGGCGUUCUGCGAGGCCCAUUCCCCGCCGGGGCAGGACGCAGGGUCAGACGAAGAGACGGAAGGACGGGUGGUGGGGAGCCGAGGGAGGGCUAGUAGAGGACAGAGCGCCUACACAGUCGGUCCAGUCACACCAAAAAAAGGCAGAAAGCCAGAAGAGGAUGACAAGAGUGAUAAAAAGAAAGGGAAGAAGGCUGAAGAAGCAUCGCCCAAACACACGGGCUCAUUACAAGUUGCAAUUCCUCAGAUACCCACCAGCAGGUUGAAUAGCAUUUGCAAAGGAAUCUUCCUCCAAAGGAAAAGCCAGUUCUUACAGAGGUUGUACAACUACUGGCGACUGAAGCGCCAGUCCAGAAACGGCGUUCCGCUGGUCCGGCGUCUGCACUCGAACGUCCAUUCCCAAAGGAAUACAGAGCAGCCUGAAGUGGAUGAAAGGCUUUCUGCUGCACGAGAAGCUCUGAGAUAUUGGCAGAAGCUGCGGCAUGAUCUGGAGAAGGCGCGGCUGCUGGUGGAGCUGAUCCGCAAGAGAGAGAAACUCAAACGAGAGCAGGUCAAAGUUCAACAGGCGGCUCUGGAGAUGCAGUUGACCCCAAUGCUCAUGCUGCUUCGCUCAACUCUGGACCAACUUCAAGAGAAGGACACGGCCCACAUUUUUGGCCAGCCAGUUUGUAUAAAAGAAGUUCCUGACUACCUGGAGUUUAUCAGCCAUCCCAUGGACUUCUCCACCAUGCGCUCCAAGCUUGAAAGCCAUUUCUACCGCUCAGUGUCCGACCUGGAGGCAGACUUCAACCUCAUGGUGUCCAACUGCCUCCUCUACAAUGCCAGUGACACCGUCUUCCACAGAGCCGCACUACAUCUCCGGGACUUAGGGGGCGCCGUUUUGCGUCAUGCCCAACGACAAGCCACAAACAUUGGCCUGGAUUUGGACAGUGGCAUGCACCUCGCAGAGUCUCCCCAGAAGAGAGACUUCUACAGCUGCACCUGGGAGGACGUCGACAGUGUGCUGGAUCCCAAUAACCGGCUCCACAUGAGCGUGGAAGACCAGCUGAAGGAGCUCCUGGAGAAGCUGGACUUUGUCACCUCCAUGCGCUGCAGCGGCGCCCGAACCCGCCGCAUGCGCCUCCUCCGUCGGGAGAUCAACAGUAUUCGCUAUAGGCAGGGCCAGCCCCCCCGCCACAGCCUCCUCAAUGGGCAUCUUAAGGAAGAGGAGGAGGAGGAUGAAGACGACGGUGAUGAAAAAGCGGCAAAGACGGAGAACAGCCGUUUGUCCUCCGACAAAGAAGACCUCAAAUCCACUUCCCCCCCAACACUGGAACCAACAGGCCCGGCUCCUCCUCCGCGACGGGGGGACACACUUCUGGAGCCUCCCACGCUGCGGCCCAUCACAGCGGAGCCCCCCGGUUGGCCCUGCAAGCGGCUGAAGAUGGACGGCGAUGUGUCAAGCGGCCCCUCUGACAGCAUUGAGGACCAGGAACGGUCUACAGCGCCACAUUUGCACGGUCAGGAGGUGUCCAACGGCCUGACGGCACACAAUCCUCCACCGUGUCAUUCCACCGGGGGCGUGGGGCGCCGGACUUCUGUGUUAUUUAAGAAAGCAAAAAAUGGUGCCAAGCUCUUCCGAGAAAGAGACAGGACUUUAUGGAAUGGGAAAGGAGCACAGGAGGAACACAACUUCACAGGACCCAACUCCUCCUCAACAACCCCCUCCACUACUCCUCUGUCCACCCCGACCAAGACCCCGCAGAAAAGCCCAGGACCCCCUCUCCUGUCCACACAAGACCUGUGCUCAGAUCCUGAGCUGCAGAGGAUGCAGACGCUGGAAAGUGGACUAACAAAUGGCUUCAGCGUUGUGGACGGGUCUGACUCCGCGUCCUGUCCAGUUCUGCACAAAGAAACCAGCUCUCCCCCCAAACGAAGCCUUGGAAAACCGGCUCUUUCCAAAGUUCCUCUCUUUGAGAUGCUAAAUGGAGAUUCCGAUUACUCUGGAGCCGGCAGCCAAACACCGGAGCGGGACAUGGAGCUGGAGCCUCUGGAGCUGGUGUGGGCCAAAUGCCGCGGAUACCCAUCAUACCCGGCGCUGAUUAUUGAUCCAGACAUGCCACAAGAGGGCCUACUGCACAAUGGAGUUCCCAUACCUGUCCCACCCAAGGACGUCCUGCACCUGGGGGAGCAGAGACAGGAGGACGCCAAUGAAAAACUCUACCUGGUUCUUUUUUUUGACAACAAGCGGACAUGGCAGUGGCUUCCCCGGGACAAGAUGACCCCUCUGGGCGUGGAUGACACGGCUGACAAGCUGCGCAUUAUGGAGGGUCGCAAGUCCAGCAUCCGCAAGUCCGUGCAGGUGGCGUACGACCGGGCCAUGAUCCACAUGAGCCGAGUCAGCCACAGCCACUGCUUUGUGGCCCCCAACUUCUUUUAAAGGCGGGGGAGGACUCCACAUCACAGAGACACUGGCGUCUGACAGCAGAGCUGUAAGUGAAGCCACUAAACCCCAUGGUGGAAUGGUGUGUCCCGGUCUGGGAUUUUGAAGGUCUUGGAUUUUUUCUGCCUGGAUAUCAACAGAAUCUCUGCCUAGCAACAGAUGAUCACUGCCAUGUUUUUACAGAACCUUUUCUACGUUCAUCUUUUCCUAAAGAACUCGUGUACAUUUUAACGGCACACUUUUGUACAUAUGAAUGUGUAAUUACGAAAUCCUUUUAAUUUAAUGUUGCUGUUUUAAAUGCGUAUUUCAAUCAGCUGACGAGUCACAGAGGGACUUAUGGGGGGAUCCUCAGCGAACAAAAACGAGCCGUUCUUUAUAUUUGAAUUCUCUUUUUAUACAGAGAAAAAUAGUUUAUUUAUGAAAGAUUUAAAACAAGAAAUAGAGCUAUAUUGGAUAAAUUCAGAGAUCGACUUAUUUAAAUCAAAAGCUAAUAAGUUUUAAAACCCAUUAUUUGAUAGAAACCUGUUUCUGGAGUCAAACUGUCAGCCCCACUCAUGGUUUUAUUUAUUCCCACAACACAACGUCAGCAGAUGACAGAACUGUCUCCUGAUAAUCACUUAAUUUUCUCCUGUCAGUAUUUCCUCAUUUUGGAAAAUGAUUUAUUAAAAACUCUAUGAGAACUUG